AUGUGGGUGCUAUUUGCAGGAUAUACGAUUUCCGGUGUCGGAGGCAGAAAUUCACAGAAGCAACGAUUUGAGGCCCUCAUUAACAGCGUGAAAUGGCCAGGUCAUAUCACACGCAUUCCAAAGAAUCUUGGCGAGAACCAGACACUCAAGAAGGAUGAUGAAUGGAGACACCUCCUCACGAUUGCCCACAUCCUUCUCUGGUGGUCUGGGAGGGAUGAGGAUGAUAAUAUCCCCGAUAUUGAGCCACCCCUUCCUCCAAAUACGCAGGCUCCUGAUUUCACACGGAAUUGCCAAUGCAUAUAUGAUGCUAUCUUGCUGCUGUGUGCCGCUUACACUCUUAUGCUUCCCCCUCAUGCCAAUGCUACAGAACAUCAAACGCUGAAUGGAAUCAUCAAGAAUCAAGCUCAGCAGCGAGGAAGUAUGAUGACAGAGAUUGCCGUGUAUCGAAGUGAAGCAGCUCAUGAUAAUGUCCGGCUCCCACUCCGUCAGGCAAAGUUCAUUAAUCUCCGAACUUUGGACCUGAUGGUAUCCUGUAUCCCCUGA
Suillus bovinus is the source of this 543-nucleotide messenger RNA. RefSeq lists its product as uncharacterized. The record is from RefSeq and is a predicted model, not a curated record. The coding region runs from base 1 to 543 and encodes 180 amino acids. The transcript is spliced from 4 exons. NCBI's taxonomy places the organism in Eukaryota, Fungi, Basidiomycota, Agaricomycetes, Boletales, Suillaceae.